GUAGGUGUAAGUUAAAUUAUUAUGUCAGGUUAUGACAAACCAUAAUCAAUGAAAAAAAUCUAAAUAAAAUCGUUUUAAAUUCAUAAUGAAUUUUACGUCUCAUACAGAUACAACUUUUUCGCAUCCAAAUCCACAUGCUAAUCAUCCAAAUCCAGGAGGACAAAAAACUAAUAAACACAGAACAAAACAGAAAUUGGAAAAUAUAGGGAAAUUUAUUUAUAACAAGAAAGAACAUACAGUUUGUUUAAGAACGUUUCAAAAUUGGGUUAUUUUAAUAACUUAUUACCUGAUAUUUUUGAGUAUUCUUAUGGUUCUUUUUGCUGGUUUAUUGUCUGUGAUCCUUCAGACUUUAAUGAAAAAUAAAUCGGAACCAUUGUUUCCUAAAACCGAUCUUAUGGGCGAUUUAAGUCCAGCACUCACCAUAUACCCUCGAAUACCUACAGAUUCAGGCCUUUUAAUUUAUUAUACACGAAAAGCGGAUUCCCAGAAAAAUAUUAUCCAUACUGAAAAAUAUACAGAAUUGAUUCAUAACUUUCUAAAACCUUAUGAUAAACAUGAAUCUAAAAUACACGUUAAUUGCGAAAAACACCCGAUUAAAGAAGGACAAUAUUGUUUAUUUAACAAAUCUGAUUUAGGACCUUGUGGAAAUUCUAGUAGUGAUUAUGGUUUUCGCGAAUAUAAUCCUUGCGUGUACUUGAAAUUAAAUAUGAUAGAAGAUUGGAAACCGUCGAGAAAACGAAAGAAAACGUUUCAAUUUCAAGAAAGAAAUGAAAGAUUUUCUGGAACAUCUAAUGAAACCAAUCUGAGUAAUAUGAUUGGAGUUUAUUGCGAAGGUUUAACUUACUUUGAUGAGGAACAUAUGGGAAAAGUUAUUUAUUAUCCUUUCAAUGGAUUUAGAGAAUAUUUUUUUCCUUAUGAUGGAUCAGAUGAUUAUCUUCGACCAAUUAUUGGUGUACAAUUCAAAAAUAUAACACGAGGAUUGUUGAUUGGGAUUAAAUGCAAAAUUAUCGACAUUGAAAAUAUGAAGGAUCCAAUUCAACAUUCAGUGAUUUUUUAUAUUUAUUUAAACCAUGAAAACGCAGAAUAAAUAUAGAUAACAUUUAA
This is a messenger RNA of Onthophagus taurus, 1104 nucleotides long. RefSeq names its product sodium/potassium-transporting ATPase subunit beta-1-like. Gene Ontology annotation, molecular function: ATPase activator activity. Gene Ontology annotation, biological process: intracellular potassium ion homeostasis; sodium ion export across plasma membrane; intracellular sodium ion homeostasis. NCBI's taxonomy places the organism in Eukaryota, Metazoa, Arthropoda, Insecta, Coleoptera, Scarabaeidae. Gene Ontology annotation, cellular component: sodium:potassium-exchanging ATPase complex. The record is from RefSeq and is a predicted model, not a curated record.